AUGUUCUCCCGUCAAGUUAAAGAGAUCAUAUUUUUGGGAACAGGAACCUCCUCGGGCGUUCCAACGAUCUCUUGCCUUACCGCAACGGAACCAACUUGCAAAACCUGUCUAUCCACACUUAAGCCUGAAGGAGAGGUUAAUAUAAGAAGGAACACAAGUUUACUAAUUCGAAUCAAUCAUGAGGAUGGUGAAAUCAGAAAUAUUGUAAUCGACUGUGGGAAGACCUUUUACGCUUCGGCAUUGAAGUGGUGGCCUAUUCACAAGCUACGGAAAAUUGACGCAAUGAUACUAACCCAUCCCCAUGCUGAUGCAAUAAACGGACUGGAUGAUCUAAGAGCUUGGACAUUGAAUGAAGCCAUCCAAAACCAUAUUCCCAUUUAUCUGACAAAUGACACUAUGAAUGCCGUUAAAACAUUGUUUCCUUACUUGGUGGAUUCAAAGCAGGCGACUGGAGGAGGAGAUUUACCACAGUUUCGAUGGCAUCCGAUUGAUUUGGAUACGCCUUUUACGGUUGAGGGGCUCGAGUUCACUCCUUUACCAGUUCACCACGGUAUAUAUUUCACAACAAAGGAACCUUACAUUUACGUGGGCUUUCGAUUUGACAACAUUACUUAUAUUUCGGAUUGCAAUUACAUUCCCGAGGAAACGCUAGCUAAAAUUCACGGAAGCGAUAUUGUUGUCUUGGAUUCUUUGUGCCGAAAACAACAUUCAUCGCACUUUUCAAUAGACCAAGCAGUCACCACAGCAAGAAAUUUAGUUCCAAUACCAAAGCGGACUUAUCUUGUGGGAUUUUCUCACAAGAUAGAACAUUAUGAGUUAGUCAAAGAGUUUGAAGAAAUGCAAGAGAAAGAGCCAGAAUUAUGGAUUCGACCGGCGCGUGAUGGCCUAAAAGUCGACAUUGAAGCUCUGUCAAGGUCGAAUGGAUCCGCAUAA
Molecule: messenger RNA, 933 nt
Organism: Acaulospora morrowiae
Lineage: Eukaryota; Fungi; Glomeromycota; Glomeromycetes; Diversisporales; Acaulosporaceae
Source: the annotation of a GenBank genome assembly